GUGGGGAUUUUUGUCAGAAUUACAUUAUUUUGAAAGGAAAUUAUUAUAAACUUGAGCACUUAUCGAGUGUGGAUAGCGAGCUCCUGUGUCGAGCAAAUAGAUACAUCUCCCAUCACCUGCCAAUUCAUCACCAUUCCAGCCCAGCCACCCCACCUGUGUGGUUGGACCAGGUCUGGCCCGUUGGCAUGGCGAUGAUGGAGGAAGGGGCGCGGAGCUGCCUGCUUCAGUCACGCUCCAGCCUGGAGCAGGACAUCAGGGCUUCCUACCUGAUGGAUCACAUGAUCAGUGAUGGUGUGCUGACGGGGGACGAGGAGGACAGGAUCAGGAGCAAGCCCACCAGGAGAGAGCAGGCGGUGGCCCUGCUGGAGCUGCUCCUGAGGAAGGAUAACCAGGCCUACAUCUCCUUCUACAAUGCCCUGGUCCGCGAGAGCUACGGAGACCUGGCCAGCCUGCUCCACAACAGCCUGCCCCUGGUCUCCCCUGAGGCUGAGAAGAGCUUCUCAGACGGUGGCACCCGCUAUGUCCAGGCGGUGCUGAGUGAGGGCGGUGUGCCCCAGAGACCCGUGGUGUUUGUGAGCCGGCCAGCCCUGAUGAACCGGGUCAGGGAGAAGCUCUACCGCUUGCAGAAGGAGCCCGGCUGGGUCACUGUGUUCGGCAUGGCCGGCUCCGGCAAGUCUGUCUUGGCUGCGGAGGCAGUCCGAGACCACGCACUCAUCACAGAGUGUUUUCCAGGAGGAGUCCACUGGCUGUCCAUAGGCCAGCUGGACCGGUCUGACCUGCUGGUUAGGAUCCAGUCACUGUGUUUCCGCCUGGAGCAGCAGAGCCAGGAGAAAGACCCCUCGUCCUCCCUCCACAGGCCUCCUGGCUCUCUGGAAGAGGCCAAGGAGCGACUACGCUUCCUCAUGCUCCGUCGUUACCCCAGGUCGUUGCUGAUACUGGAUGACAUCUGGGACAGCUCGGUGCUCAAGGCCUUUGACAUACAGUGUCGAGUACUGCUCACCACCCGAGACAGAAGCCUAGCCGACUGUGUCAGCGGUCCUAAGUCUGAGGUGGCAGUGGAGAGUGGUCUGGAGGAGGGUCAGGCCUUGGAGAUCCUUGCCCUGUAUGUCAACAGGAAACCCCAGAGACUCCCAGAACAGGCCCGCAGCAUUGUCCGAGAGUGCAAAGGCUCUCCCUUGGUGGUGUCGCUAAUCGGGGCCCUGCUGCGGGAGUUCCCGGACCGCUGGGCCUACUACCUGCACACGCUCCAGCAGAAGAAGUUCAAGCGUAUCCGUAAGUCGUCUUCGUAUGACUACGAUGCCCUUGACCAGGCCAUGGCUGCCAGCAUCCAGGUCCUGUCUGAGGAACACAGGGAGCUGUACAUUGACCUCACCGUGCUGGAGAAGGACGUCAAAGUACCUGCCAAGGUUCUGUCAGUUCUGUGGGAUCUAGAACCGGAGGAGGUGGAGGACGUUCUCCAGGACUUUGUGAACAAGUCCCUACUGUUCCGUGAUUGUCACCACCGGCCCUACCUCUACUACCUCCACGACCUCCAGCUGGACUUCCUGGCUGAGAUGAACCGCUCUGGCCUAGAGAGCCUCCACACCAAGGUGGUGCGUCAGUACCAGCAGCGCUACAGCAAGGGUCCCCCCACCUCAGGAGAUGAAGAGUGCCUCUACUGGUUCAGAUUCCUCACCUACCACAUGGCCAAGGCCAACCUCACACAGGAGUUGUACUCUCUGAUGUUCUCUCUGGACUGGGUCAGAACUAAAGCUCAGAUUAUGGGACCGGCUCAUCUCAUCAAUGACUAUUUGGAGUACAGCACCAUACUGGACAAAGAGAACAGCGAGGUGCGGGGCCACUUCCAGGAGUUCCUGUCUCUGAACGGCCACCAGUUGGAGCAGCGUCCAUUCCCUGACGUAGUGCAGCUGGCCCUGUCCCAGCCAGACUCCUCUGAGGUGUACCGCCAGGCCCUGCUGCAGGCGCAGGAGAGGGCCACCAGAGGGGGACUCUACCUUGACUGGGUGAACAAAAGUAGUCUGAAGAGCCUGUCUCGUCUGGUGGUCCAGCCCCACCAGGGAUCCAUCUACUCUGCCUGCUUCUCCCACGACGGUACCAAGAUCGCUUCCUGUGGCUCCAGCAAGACACUGCGAGUGUUUAAGAGCACGUCUGGGGAGAAGCUGCUGGAGAUCCAGGCCCACGACGAUGAGGUGCUCUGCUGCGCCUUCUCCCUGGAUGACCAUCUCCUAGCAACCUGCUCCAGUGAUAGGAAGGUCAAGGUUUGGAAUGUGGAGCGUGGGACUCUGAUGAGGAUGUUUGAGGACGAACACGAGGAGCAGGUCAACCACUGUCAGUUCACCAACACACGCCGACGCCUCCUACUGGCCACCUGUUCCAACGACAAGUUCAUGAACACCAAGCUGUGGAACAUCAAUAAACCCUCUUCCCAGAACACCAUGUUUGGUCAUUUGGAGCCUGUCAAUCACUGCUGUUUCUCCCCUGAUGACGCCUACCUCUCCACCUCUUCCAGCGACGGAACCCUGAAGCUGUGGGAGGUGUCCUCGGCUAAUGAGUGGAAGUCCAUAGACGUGGCGGACAUGUUCCCGGAGCAGAGAGAGCAGACGGAGGUCAUGGUGAAGUGCAGCACCUGGUCAGCAGGCGGCAGGACCAUCAUCUGUGCUGCCAGGAACGCAGUCUUUGUGUUUGAUGUAGAGACGGCGGCCAUGUUGUUGGAGAUCCGGACCAGUCGUCUGAGCACGGUGCAGUACUGUCACGCCUGUCCCAGCAGCAACCUGGUGGCCAUCGCACUGUCACACUAUGCUGUGGAGCUGUGGGACAUAGAGACCAGUAAGAAGAUGGCUGACUGUAGUGGUCAUCUGAGCUGGGUCCACGGAGUCCAGUUCUCCCCUGACGGAUCUCUACUGCUCUCCUGUUCUGACGACCAGACCGUCAGGGUGUGGGAGACUAAUAAAGUCCACACCUCCUCGGCUGUCUGUCUGAAGAGGGACUCUGACGUGCUCUUUAACAACGGUGACAUUACUGUGGUCGCCGCUGACAACCGCAACAGACUGCAGGUGAGGAAUGGGAGGACCGGAGCGGUGAUGUUCCAGUCAGAGAACCAGGAGUCUCGUAUCCGCUGCACUGCGAUCUGCUCACAGACCUCAGCUGUGGGGCUGGGACGAGAGGAUGGGACGAUACAGGCAGGAGGGAAGACAGUUAGGGAGGUACUGAGGACCAUUGGAUGGAGGACUCUACAGCGGCUGACCCCUCACAGGGGCUUGUUGCUGGCGCUAGGGCUAGAAACAGGCAGUGUGCAGGUGUUGGAGGUGCCGUCGGGGACCUCUCUAGCCACUCUUCAGGGUCACACCAGGACAGUUCUCCACUGCCAGUUCACCCCGGAGGGACACACACUCAUCACCUCCUCUGAGGACACCACCAUACGGGUGUGGAGGUGGAGGACAGGUGAGUGUGUGGUUCUGGAGGGCCACAAGGAGCAGGUCAGAUGCUUCUCUCUGCUCACCACCACACCCUCCUCAGAGACACAUCUCCUCAGCUGGUCCUUUGACGGCACCAUCAAGGUGUGGGACAUGUCUAGUGGUGAACGGCUGCAGGAUCUAGUGUGUCACCAGGGGGCGGUGCUAGCCUGUGACGUGUCGCCUGACGGACAGCUCUUCGCCACCACCUCCGCUGACAAGACUGCCAAGGUGUGGAGCAGUGCAUCAUGGGAGUGCGUGCGCCUGUUGAACGGCCACCAGGACUGUGUCCGCAGCUGCCGCUUCUCUUGGGACGGCCGGCGCCUAGCAACCGGCGACGACAACGGAGAGAUACGGCUGUGGAACGUGAAGGAUGGUACUCUGCUUAAGAUCUGUUCCCGUGACAACAAGGACGCCAUGGACUCUCUGCACGGAGGCUGGGUGACCGACCUGCACUUCUCCCCAGACAACACUGUGCUGCUGUCUACAGGAGGAUACAUUAAGUGGUGGAACGUGGAGAAAGGAGAGGCCCUCCAGACCUUCUACCCGACAGGAGCCAAUCUGAAAAGGAUCCACGUGUCACCUGACUUCUCCACCUUCGUCACCAUCGACAAUAUCGGAAUCCUCUACAUCCUUAAGAAGGUGGAAUGAGAGGGAGGCAUAGCUCAUUAGUCUAAAGUGGUUUCCUUAUAGCUCAUUAGUCUAAAGGGGGCGUAGCUCAAUAAUGGAAAUAGUUCUCGUCUCCUCUCCUUGCAUUGAUCUGAAAGAGCCAGACAGGUGAGAGCCAAUGUCCGUUAGUCAUCUGCCAUGUUGCUUUAGCCUGCGUUCUCAGAUCAGAGUAGGUGAAGAACAGGAGAUCUGCUAAAGGACAAUCAUUUCUCCUGCUCUGCCUUCUGCAUGCCAUAACAGUCAAUCACAACACAAUACAUCAUUUCUCCUGCUCUGCCUUCUGCAUGCCAUAACAGUCAAUCACAACACAAGACAUCAUUUCUCCUGCUCUGCCUUCUGCAUGCCAUAACAGUCAAUCACAACACAAUACAUCAUUUCUCCUGCUCUGCCUUCUGCAUGCCAUAACAGUCAAUCACAACACAAUACAUCAUUUCUCCUGCUCUGCCUUCUGCAUGCCAUAACAGUCAAUCACAACACAAUACAUCAUUUCUCCUGCUCUGCCUUCUGCAUGCCAUAACAGUCAAUCACAACACAAUACAUCAUUUCUCCUGCUCUGCCUUCUGCAUGCCAUAACAGUCAAAACAAUCACAACACAAUACAUCAUUUCUCCUGCUCUGCCUUCUGCAUGCCAUAACAGUCAAAACAAUCACAACAAAAUUGAUAUCCUGACAAAAUUAACUAUUCUGCUUUUCUUAUUGUAUCAGGGGACCAUAGACAAAAUGCAUUUGAUUCUUACUGCACUGGGGUAAAUUGUAUGCAAUAUGGAGAGAUUUUUCUAUGCUCCUUUUAAUUAGGAAAAUCUAUGCUAUAAUGAAAUGCACCAGCAUUAUCUGUCAAACAGUGAAUUGGUUUUUGUAUUUCUAAGUGCCCAAUGAGUCUUUUGCUUUGUUAAUGUCGUGGCACUCUGCAAAUGGUCAUGAUUGUGUUCUGUCGUCUUAAACAAAGUACAUGUAUUUUUCCCUGUGAAGUUUGGGCGGCAGGGACCCAGCGAUUUAAGAGCGUUGUGCCAGUAACCUAAAGGUUGCUGGUUCGAAUCUCUGAGCCGACUGGGUGAAAAAUCUCUAUGCCCUUCAGCAACGCACUUAACCCUAAUGUGCUCUUGUAAGUCGCUCUGGAUAAGAGCGUCUGUUGACUAAAAUGUAAAGGUCUAAACCUGUGUAUUUGGACUAACUAAAGCCUUAAAGAUAGAUUCCGCAGUAUGGGGAAGCCUACCCACCACUUUAAAAAAAAAUCAAACCUUGACCUAAGGCAUCUAUCGACUAUGUUUACUAUCAAGUUCAACACUGUUUAGGACCUUUUAUACACUAAUUAUAUCAAUAGAGCCUGUUUUUGUUUUGUUUGUACAAGUCCUUUUUUAUUGUAUAUAUCUUGCUUUCAUACAUUUAGUUUUCUUAUUACUACUGAUCCACGCUCUAGUGAGCUUUGUAAAAAGGCACUAUGAUUUAUCUCUUGUGGUCUGUAUCAAGAACAUGGCCUUGUUCCAAUACUUUGACAAUGCGUCCUUCCUUACUCGCUUCCUUCCUUCCAUCGUUGCUUGUCGUCAUCUCUGAUCUGACGCUAUUGAAUAGCUGACCGAUUGCUUCCACUUCAUGGUUGACAAUCCAGAGUCAUUUCAAAUCUGUGAAUUUUUUAAAGGAAAGGAUGCGUUUUCAAAGUAUUCAAUCUGGGCCUUGUUUUUGAUGUCAGAACAUGUGCUCUUACCAAUUGGUGCUUUAAACUCAGUGUGCAAGUAAAUCAUCAGAGGAGGUCUCUCCCUGUCAAUCAAAUCUGUGAAGUCUUGAGGUGAUCUCAGGACAUGAAUACUGUUAUGGUAAAGUGCUUGUGUGUGGUCUGUAAUGUAUAACGUUUUAUUCUCUAAGGUAUUAUAAGACAGCAGGUGGCUUACAUACUCCUCUAAAUUUGUCAUUAAAUCGUUUGAUGUCCACUGUCCAGAGCAUAGGGUAGUCUUUGAUCUACACUGAACAAAGAAAACACAUGUCAAGUGUUGGUCCCAUGUUUCAUGAGCUGAAAUAAAACAUUCCUGAAAUUUUC
Molecule: messenger RNA, 6152 nt
Organism: Oncorhynchus kisutch (coho salmon)
Lineage: Eukaryota; Metazoa; Chordata; Actinopteri; Salmoniformes; Salmonidae
Product: apoptotic protease-activating factor 1
Exons: 28
Coding region: 186-4103 (1305 amino acids)
Biological process (GO): intein-mediated protein splicing; apoptotic signaling pathway; regulation of apoptotic process
Cellular component (GO): apoptosome
Molecular function (GO): protein binding; ADP binding
Source: RefSeq, a predicted model, not a curated record